Choloepus didactylus (southern two-toed sloth) is the source of this 5510-nucleotide messenger RNA. RefSeq names its product DDHD domain containing 1 (gene DDHD1). The transcript has 15 exons. The coding region runs from base 100 to 2970 and encodes 956 amino acids. Gene Ontology annotation, cellular component: cytoplasm. The record is from RefSeq and is a predicted model, not a curated record. Gene Ontology annotation, molecular function: metal ion binding; glycerophospholipase activity. Lineage: Eukaryota; Metazoa; Chordata; Mammalia; Pilosa; Megalonychidae.
AGUCGCCGCUGCCGCCGGCGCUGCUGCCGCCGUAAAACCGUUCCGGAUUGAGAUUAAAAACUCCCGGUGGGGAAGGCGGCGGCGCUUAAUGUGUGGCGGAUGCACUGGGGGCCCCGGCUCGAUGAGGAGCCGGGCAGCCGGCGGCGUCUCCACAUCAUGAAUUACCCGGGCCGCAGGUCCCCGCGGAGCUCAGAGCACAACGGCCCCGGCGGCGGCGGCGCCUGGGAGCUGGGUUCGGAUGCGGACCCAGCGUUCAGCGGCAGCGUCUCCUGCUUGGAGCACCUGCCCGGUGGGGACCUGGAGGACGGCGAGGUGCCCCUGGCCCUGCUGCCCGGGGAGCCCGGGCUGCUCUUAGCGCCGGGCGCGGAAGACCACAGUCACCACCUGGCGCUGGACUCCUGCCUCAGUGACGAGAACUAUGACUUCAGCUCUGCCGAGUCGGGCUCCUCGCUGCGCUUCUAUAGCGAGGGUGAGAGCGGCGGCGGCGGCAGCUCCUCGUCGCUGCACCCGCAGCAGCAACAGCCGGCACUGGUCGGGUUGAACUCCGUGGGCGGUGGGGCUGCAGGAGGGAGACCAGGAGAGAGGAAGCGCAGUCGGCCUGGCGGUCCGGCCGCCCGGCACCGCUACGAGGUGGUGACGGAGCUCGGCCCGGAGGAGGUGCGCUGGUUCUACAAGGAGGACAAGAAGACCUGGAAGCCCUUCAUCGGCUACGACUCGCUCCGCAUCGAGCUCGCCUUCCGAACCCUGUUGCAGGCCACGGGUGUCCGGUCCCAGGCCGAGGACCCGGACGGCGACUAUGUGUGCGGCCCGGCCUCCAGCUCCAUGGAGGACGAAGAUGAGGACCACGCUUGCGGCUUCUGCCCCCGUAUGGCGGGAAACGAGCCCGAGGUGGAGGAGCUGGUGAACAUCCAACCGGUGUGCGUGCGGGGCGGACUCUACGAGGUGGAUGUGACCCAAGGAGAGUGCUACCCAGUGUACUGGAACCAGGCUGAUAAAAUACCAGUAAUGCGUGGGCAGUGGUUUAUUGAUGGUACUUGGCAGCCUCUAGAAGAAGAAGAAAGUAAUUUAAUUGAGCAAGCACAUCUCAGCUGUUUUAGGGGUCAGCAAAUGCAGGAAAAUUUUGAUAUUGAAGUGUCAAAAUCCAUAGAUGGGAAAGAUGGCAGUGGGAUCAACUAUUCUGUUGUCUACCACCUCCCUCCAUUCUCCCUCCCUUCUCUGUUCAAAUGGAGAGGAUAUAAGAAAAGUACAGAUGCGGCAGGUCUUAAACGAAAGCGUUCCCAAGCUAUUCAUAGUUUCAAGUUGAGUCGAAACCACGUGGACUGGCACAGUGUGGAUGAAGUAUAUCUUUACAGUGAUGCAACAACAUCUAAAAUUGCAAGAACAGUUACCCAGAAGCUGGGAUUUUCUAAAGCAUCAAGUAGUGGGACCAGACUUCAUAGAGGUUAUGUAGAAGAAGCCACGUUAGAAGACAAGCCAUCACAGACUACCCAUAUUGUAUUUGUUGUGCAUGGCAUUGGGCAGAAAAUGGACCAAGGAAGAAUUAUCAAAAAUACAGCCAUGAUGAGAGAGGCUGCAAGAAAGAUAGAGGAAAAGCAUUUUUCCAACCAUGCAACACAUGUUGAAUUUCUGCCUGUUGAGUGGCGAUCAAAACUUACUCUUGAUGGAGACACUGUUGAUUCUAUUACUCCUGACAAAGUACGAGGUUUAAGGGAUAUGUUGAACAGCAGCGCAAUGGAUAUAAUGUAUUACACUAGUCCACUUUAUAGGGAUGAACUAGUUAAAGGCCUUCAGCAAGAGCUGAAUCGAUUAUAUUCCCUUUUCUGUUCUCGGAAUCCAGACUUUGAAGAAAAAGGGGGUAAAGUCUCAAUAGUGUCACAUUCCUUGGGAUGUGUAAUCACUUAUGACAUAAUGACUGGCUGGAAUCCAGUUCGACUCUAUGAACAGUUACUACAGAAGGAAGAAGAGUUGCCUGAUGAACGAUGGAUGAGUUAUGAAGAACGGCAUCUUCUUGAUGAGCUCUAUAUAACAAAACAAAGGCUAAGAGAAAUAGAAGAACGGUUACAUGGAUUAAAGGCAUUAAAGACACAAAUACCUGCCUUAAAAUUUAAGGUUGAGAAUUUCUUCUGUAUGGGAUCCCCACUAGCUGUUUUUUUGGCAUUGCGUGGCAUCCGCCCAGGAAACACUGGAAGUCAAGACCAUAUUUUGCCCAGAGAGAUUUGUAACCGGUUACUAAAUAUUUUUCAUCCAACAGAUCCAGUGGCUUACAGGUUAGAACCAUUAAUACUGAAACACUACAGCAACAUUUCACCUGUCCAGAUCCACUGGUACAAUACUUCAAAUCCUCUACCUUAUGAGCAUAUGAAGCCAAGCUUUCUCAACCCAGCAAAAGAACCUACCUCAAUUUCAGAAAAUGAAGGCGUUCCAACCAUACCAAGCCCAGUGACCUCACCAGUCUUAUCUCGCCGACACUAUGGGGAAUCUAUAACAAAUAUAGGCAAAGCAAGCAUAUUAGGAGCUGCUAGCAUUGGAAAGGGACUCGGAGGAAUGUUAUUGUCAAGAUUUGGACGUUCAUCUACAUCACACCCAUCUGAGACAUCAAAAGACUCAAUAGAAGAUGGGAAGAAGCCAGUUGCCUCACCUCCAACUACCACUGUGGCAACACAGACCCUUCCACACAGCAGUUCUGGCUUUCUUGAUUCUGCAUAUUUCAGACUUCAAGAAUCGUUCUUUUAUCUCCCACAACUUCUUUUUCCGGAAAAUGUAAUGCAGAAUAAAGAUAAUAGCCUCGUGGAAUUGGAUCACAGGAUUGAUUUUGAACUCAGAGAAGGUCUUGUGGAGAGCCGCUAUUGGUCAGCUGUCACAUCGCAUACAGCCUAUUGGUCGUCCUUGGAUGUUGCCCUGUUUCUUCUAACUUUCAUGUACAAACAUGAGCACAAUAAUGAUGCAAAACCCAAUUUAGAUCCAAUCUGAACACUUGAAGGACAAAAAUGGCCCAAAACUGAUUUUUUUUUCUUUUUUUUCUUUUUUUCUUUUUUUUUUGGUUAAAAUAUGUGUGUCAAGACAUGAAGAUUUCAGGUUUAAGUAUGUUUUGGUUUGGUUAGGGCAAGAAAUACCUGGAUUUAAAAGCACUUUAUUUUAUUUAAAAAACAGAACAAAACUGUUUUUCAUUCCUAAAGAAGGUAUUUGCAGUUUUCAUCAUUUUAAUUAUGAAUCUGACAGAAGCCCUUGUAGAGCAUCAAGCAAGACAGACCUAGAAGUGAGGAUGGUUUGGGAGAACUGCAUGUAAAAGUUAUAAAGCACGGUCUAAUUUAUUUUGAAUAUAAAGGCAUACUGUAAGUUGAAUCCAACGUAUUUGACCAAAAUAUGUUAUAAAUGUAAAAUGGUCAAGGUCCAGGGUAUUCUAUGUAAAGAUUAUGAGAUGGUAUCAUUAUUUUAGUUUCUAUGAAAACAUCCAUCUCCACAAUUCCAUUGAAAGAGCAGUAUAACAGAUUUAAAAUGUUUUGAAUUUAACUUGUUUAUAAAAACUAAUGCUAAAAAAGAAACUAUUUGAACUACUGUAUUUAAAAAUUUAUUACCUCUGACUAAUUGCUUUAUUUCAUUGUAUGAAACAUUACAUUUUUUUUUUACUGUUUUAUUUAAGCAUAAUUUAAAAACCACAUUUAUUUUCUGUAGUGUUAAGAUCUUUUUAUCUCAGAACUCCAUCUUUGUACUCUUCAGAUGAAUAUACAGACACUGUGGGAUACUUCCAGUAUUUUUUCAUUAAAAACUUGUGGUUUCACACAAAACACCAGUUCAGUAAUUUUGAAGGGAAAAAAAGAAAUUUUAUUAUGUCACAUGUACCUCAGAGAAAGCCAGAGUUUUCUAAACUUGACAUGGAGUACUCCAUAAUGGGUACAUUUCAUUAACUUUAUUGAAAAAUUAGUAAACUUCUUUGGAGUACAGAGUAUGACAUCUAUUUUAAAUGAAUAAACAUUUGUUUGCCAAACAACAUAAAUGAAGGGAUGGAACGGACUAAAAAAUUUUAAAGUGUUCAGGAAAAUUUAUUGAGGCAUCUAAGGCACAAUAGAUCAGGAUUCUGAGGCACUGGAAGGGAUUUCCUCAGCUGUAAUUGUUUCCACAGUGCUAUUCAUCUGAGGAGCUCAAAGUGCUUUGAAAAGUAUACAUUCAACAAUCUAUGUAGUAGCUCCUUGAGGUAAGUAAUUGUGUUAUUUUCAUGUUACAUAUUGGUACACACUAAGGCACAAAAACAUUUAAAGUGCCUUGAAUUAGAUUACCAUAGCAAACUGUAAGAGUGUAGAUUAAAGCCAAACCAUAUUCUUCUAUAUGCUGUUCAGUGGCUAAUAAUUCACAUGUGACCUCUUAGUUGUUUGCAAACAAUAGUAAUAAUAGAAGUUGCAAUCCAUAGCUUGGUGAAAUGGCUAUGAAGCCCAUAUUUUACUCUACUUGGGCUUCCACACACACAGGAAAAAGAAGGGAUUAGUAGCCAUCUCUGCCACAACCAACCCUCAUGUCUGAGUGGCUUCCACUAGGUUCCACUUAAGGUGCUGUUUUUGUUUAUCUUGCAAGGAUUUUCUCAGCUUCCUAGUAAUCGCUCAAACUGGGAACAAAGCUGGUCAGUUGUACAUCUCACCUUUUCUGUAUAAAAGAGAGUCAGGGGCUUACUUGUAGGUUUUACUCAACACCAUUAGUACUCUUGUCUAUUUUGGCCUUUCAUUCAACUUGUACAAUGUAAAACACUUCUUUUUAGUGUUUAAAGAAAUCCUAAGGCUCCAAGACCAAGUUUGUGACUCACUAAGAAACCCCUGCUAUAAAAGGCUUGUGAUGAGAUCUUAGCAAAGCUGAAGCAAUCUCUUUCAAAUUUAGAGAUUCCUGUGAACUCAGGUCAUUUUCAUAGCCUGUAUAUUUCAUAUCUAAUUUAUCUCUCAGGAAAAUCAAACCCAUGUCAUAGGCUUGCAUCAUUAAAGGUUCUUGAGUUGCUGUGGGUGGUAUAACACUCAAAUGCCUAAAAGGUUUAGAGGACUCUUAACCACUGGCAUGUGAAGGGCCCUUUUUACCUAAGAAGAGUGGAAGUCUGUCAGACCUUUUCAUUUGAUACUAUUGAGUAAAAAGACAAGUAUGUUCCCAUAGUCAUAGGAAUAUAUCCCUUUUUUUCAUAUUGAGAAGUCAAAUUUAACCACUGGGAGUUUAUUUGAAUUCUUGGAAAGAGCAGCAUCCAGCACUCCCUUUUCAAAGUGAGAUCUUCUGGACUAGUGGACAGACGUUUUGUUUUUAAUACAUUUCAUCAGUAGAGAUGGUGGUUUUGAUUUUAUAGUACUCUUCUUAUUACUAUGUUUCUGCAUGUUAUCGUGGGAUAUACUCGUAUAUACUCAAGUAGUAUCCAAAGUAUGUGUAAUUCUGGCUUGAUAAUAGAAGCUAAGUCAGUUACUGAGUAACAUUUGCAAAUUUAUUCCAGCAAGUACUAAAUUGGCCAAAAAGUUCUGUUUUUUAUACCAUUAAAAUUUUAUUCUCUA